GGCUCCGCGGCCAUGUGACCCCGCGGCCUGGCCGGGCGCGACGGGACGCGCUGGGACCGGCGUCGGGGGUCGCGGGCGCGGCCCGGGGUGGGGGCGGGGGCGGCAUGGAGCGGAGGUGGGUCUUCGUACUGCUCGACGUGCUGUGCGUGCUGGUCGCCUCUCUGCCUUUUGCCAUCCUGACGCUUGUGAACGCCCCAUAUAAGCGAGGGUUCUACUGUGGAGAUGACUCCAUCCGAUACCCCUACCGUCCAGACACCAUCACACAUGGGCUCAUGGCUGGGGUCACCAUCACGGCCACCAUCAUCCUUGUCUCAGCUGGGGAGGCCUACCUGGUGUACACAGACCGCCUCUAUUCCCGCUCCGACUUCAACAACUACGUGGCCGCCGUCUACAAGGUGCUGGGCACCUUCCUGUUUGGGGCUGCAGUGAGUCAGUCGCUGACAGACCUGGCCAAGUACAUGAUCGGCCGCCUGCGGCCCAACUUCCUGGCGGUGUGUGACCCUGAUUGGAGUCGUGUCAACUGCUCCAUCUACGUGCAGGUGGAGAGGGUGUGCAGGGGAAACCCCGCCAACGUCACCGAGUCCAGGCUGUCUUUCUAUUCCGGACACUCCUCCUUCGGGAUGUACUGCAUGAUGUUCUUGGCGCUCUAUGUGCAGGCGCGGCUCUGCUGGAAGUGGGCGAGGCUCCUGCGGCCCACAGUGCAGUUCUUCCUGCUGGCCUUUGCACUCUACGUUGGCUACACCCGCGUGUCUGACCACAAGCACCACUGGAGCGAUGUCCUCGUUGGCCUCCUGCAGGGGGCGCUCGUGGCCAUCCUCACGGUUCGCUACAUCUCUGACUUCUUCAAGUCCCGGCCUCCACAGCGCUGCCUGGAGGAGGAGGAGCUGGGACGGAAGCCCAGCCUGGCACUGACGCUGACCCUGGGUGAGGCUGACCGCAACCACUACGGGUACCCGGUCUCCUCCUCCUGAGGCAGGGCCCCGGGCUCUGGGUCCAGCUAGGUAUGAGGCUGUGUUUAUGGUCCUGGCUGGGCCCUCCCCUGGGGUGGUGAUGGGGGCUCUGGAUGGGCUCCAGGUGCCCCGUGCUGGCGGUUGGCCGGUGUUCCACCAACCCCACCUCUUGUGCACUGGACCCAUGGCCUGGGGGUGCACAGGGCGGCCCCAGUGUUGGGAAGGGGGACCCUGUGCUCUCAGCUCCCUCAGAACCCCCUUUUGUUGGAUUAGAGAGCUCCAGAUAGAUGCUGUUUUUGUAAAGUGUAAUGUAUAUGUGGAC
This is a messenger RNA of Odobenus rosmarus divergens (Pacific walrus), 1272 nucleotides long. It is a transcript of the gene PLPP2, whose product is annotated as phosphatidic acid phosphatase type 2C. Gene Ontology annotation, biological process: phospholipid metabolic process; signal transduction; phospholipid dephosphorylation. The record is from RefSeq and is a predicted model, not a curated record. NCBI's taxonomy places the organism in Eukaryota, Metazoa, Chordata, Mammalia, Carnivora, Odobenidae. Gene Ontology annotation, molecular function: phosphatidate phosphatase activity. The transcript is spliced from 6 exons. Bases 105 to 971 code for a protein of 288 amino acids.